This is a messenger RNA of Trichoderma aggressivum f. europaeum, 1395 nucleotides long. RefSeq lists its product as uncharacterized. The record is from RefSeq and is a predicted model, not a curated record. Bases 1 to 1395 code for a protein of 464 amino acids. NCBI's taxonomy places the organism in Eukaryota, Fungi, Ascomycota, Sordariomycetes, Hypocreales, Hypocreaceae. The transcript has a single exon.
AUGGCUACUACCAACUCUAUUCAAGAUCCCAUCUUUGAAGAGCUUGCCUAUAUACAGGCAAGUCUCGAUGAGUUUACGAACCACCAUGAUGGUUCUAAACCGCUUCAGUGUCGCGCUUUGCUUAAAGACGGUUCACGUCGGUGUCAAAACAACGGGUGGCUUAAAGACCAGCACGCAGAAGUCGAGGCGUUGUUUGUCGAGUUCAAGAAUAUGACGAAGUGUCCUGAAACGGAUAUUUUAUAUGAGAAACUAGAGGUUUUCAUCACCUACACGCACUGCAAGCGCCAUGUCGAAGUCGCUCUCGAGUCUUUUCGUGAAUGGGCAGAGCAACAGACAACGGCCGCUUCUAGUUCGCCACCGAUGUCCCUAUCAGCAUCAGCUUCUGCAUCUCCCUCUCCACUCUCAUCGUCUGAAUAUGUUCUUUCAACAUCUUUAUCGGAAAUCAGUGAUCUACUGGCCAAAACUUCUCUUUCUGGUGGACCCAUUUACGACGAACCAGUUUCAGACUGUGACUCGGAAGGUAUCUGGGAGAAACAUGAGAAAGUUGUCACCAAAGAGAUUCUUAUCUCACCAGACACUUCAAAGAUCGAUAAGAAAAUGAAUCCUCCCAAGGGCGGUCCAAAGGCAGGAACCAAAAUUCGUGGUCUUGGAGAUAUUGGUGCUCCAAGACGCCAAAUAUCAAUACGAGACCACGCGACAGUGUUUCAAGUGAUCAACAGCCAUCCAAAGGAGGGAAUGAUGAAAGAAGGCACUGUCUAUAUACUUGAGCAUAUGAAUAUCCCUGGCUUAUACAAGAUCGGAUUCUCGACCAUAGGCGCAGACCAGAGAUUGAAGCACCCCAAAAACUGCUAUGGAACCGACACGAAGAUCAUUCACGAAACCGAAUCGAAAUUUCGUGGAGCACGACAGGCUGAAAAAAUCAUCCAAACGCGAUUGUUUCAUGAUAAUAUCUUGGUUCAAGCUUGUGAAAAAUGUGGUGGGGGUCACAGAGAAUGGUUCGAGGCCCCUAGAGACAAGAUAUUCGAGACUGUUACAACUAUAGAAGCAUUUGUCCAGAUGCCAGCGUACGUUAAAAAGGAUGGGGAAUGGAAGCUCUCUGCUGAGGCAUAUGAAAUAGUUGGCCCGAUGUGCCAUUUGAACCUAUCGGCAUUAUCGAAAGGUGGGCGUGCGGUCCAAAAAGAGGAUGCAGAGGCUGGGUCGUCCCUUGAGAUUAUCUCAGAAGGAAUGCCAUUAACGGUUGCUCAAGAGCAAGAUAUGGAUAGAAAACCCAAAGUGACUAUUCGAGAGAAAAUUGUGGAGUUAUCGGAUGAUGGAGAGAAGCUCGGAGAAGGCCAGCUUACAGAACUUCCUCUCACACCUAAGAGGAAGCAGCGAGUAUCCUUAGCAGCCUCCUAA